Molecule: messenger RNA, 1256 nt
Organism: Acanthoscelides obtectus
Lineage: Eukaryota; Metazoa; Arthropoda; Insecta; Coleoptera; Chrysomelidae
Source: the annotation of a GenBank genome assembly
CGGCUGUUGAAAAUAUUUAUCUAUUAUAAUAGAUGUGUAGAAUUGUCAGGGUUGGAAGUGAAUAUCGAUUUUCAAAAACAACAAAGCUUUAUCGUCCUUGAUAAACUUUUAUACUUUGAUAAUAAUAAUCCGUGUUCUAAUAGGUUUGCAACCAAUCACCGGAACAUUCAAUAAUAACAUCAAGUUUUAUGUUCUUGUGUAGAAAAGUUCAUUUUCACGAUGCAUUUAAAACACGAAUGAAAAACAUUAUUACAGAUACCAUUUCACUUAUAUGAUCAGAGAACGUCAAUUUACUGUCAAAUAUAACCCCUAGAUCUUUGAAUGUCUGGCAUCUCUCUAGAUUGGUGUUAUCAAUGUAGUAAGUAAACAGGAUAGGAUUAAGCUUGCGAAUAAAGCUCAAAAUUUUACAUGUCGCUAUGUUUAUAUUAAGUUUGUUGAAACGCACCAUUUACUCAACCUAUUCAGGAUAACUUUACAAGUUAUAGAGGGGUCGAGGAUUCGUGGGUAGACAGACGGACCGCCGGAGAAGAGUAAUGUGGUUUUUCGUGAUGUAUCAUCCAAAAAACAUACACCAUUUUCAAAAUUUUUCGCAAUUACAAUACUUCAUUACCAAUUGUAAAUCUCCUCCUAAAUGCCUUCUCGACUCAGAUUGGCGACUUAUAUUGCUACCAUCAAAAAACCGACAAUAAUACACACCUUUGAGGAUCAUGCCAUAUACCCAGCCUCAUAAACUUUCUUCACAAAACACAUAUGAGCAGAAUGUUUGCAGAUCCUGCAUCGAGGAUAUUGAUAUCAACCAGCAGAUGGCCACGUUUGGUUUCUGUGGCAGGAACAUGCUUGACAUGCGCGGGACUUCUGUUCCUUUGGAUGGGCAUGGCAGGAUACGGAGAGAGUUCGUUGUACACAUUAGCAGGUCUACUUUCUGGCGAAUCCCGAUGACGAAGAAGACAUAUUUUCGAAGAACUCGAGAGAACUACAAAUUAAACGUCAAGACAACGGAUCCACAGUUACUAUUGAACGUCACGAAAUUCCAUCAACUUCUAAUGACACCACAAAUAACUCAGACUCUGUCAACAAAUCUACCAAAAAUUGGGGUGACAUUUGAGGACGUAGCCAAUGAAAAUGCCAUACCAAAGCGCGAAUGGGAAACUUUCGAUGACACAGAACAAGUAAAACCAAAAGAAAAUUGGGAAAAUUCGAGGAUGCAGAUGAAGAUACCAAUGAAGGAAAAGAUAGGAUCGGCACCUUCAAAAUAA